AUGGUGGAAGUCGAAGAAUUGGAACCACUUAGUCCCGUUGAAGACGCACAUGAAGGAGAAGGAGGAGAAGAAGAAGAAGAGGAGGAGGAGAUAAGCUAUAAUGACCUCAAAAGACGCAUGUGGAAAGACCGCAACCUCAUGGAAAAGCUCAAGCAGCAGAAACGACACAACAACAACACCGACGUCGUUUCGCUUUCAACGCAUCGAGCCGAGGCCUCACGUCGCAAGAAGAUGGCUCGUUCGCAAGACUCGGUGUUGAAGUACAUGAUGAAGAUCAUGGAGGUUUGUAAAGCCAAAGGUUUUGUCUACGGCAUCGUACCGGAAAAGGGUAAACCGAUAACCGGUUCUUCCGACAGCUUAAGACGUUGGUGGAAAGAAAACGUUCAGUUCGACCAAAACGCUCCAAACGCUGUUUCUGAUUACUUAACACUCGCGGCUGCUGCUGCGGCUGAGCUGAUGGAGAAAGAGCCGUCGAAGGCUCUUCUCAAUAUCAAAGACCUCAAGAUCUCAGAGGAUCAAGAAGCUUCCGUGUCCAAGACCAAGAGAAAAGGUGAGUUUAUGGAACCGUCUAAGAGUGUUUACACUUGCCAAAACUCGAGCUGUCCUCAGAGUGAUACGAGUUUUGGAUUCGUGGACAAGAACUCAAGAACGGGCCAUGAGAUCCAGUGUCUAUACGGGUCUUCUAGCCAGAGCACGGGAGAGACAAGCUCCGUGCUCGAAACAGCACCAAGUAUUGGUACUAAUACGACUAGUGAAGAUGAUUAUAGUGCGAGCUCGAGUGCAAUGGGCAAGCGAGAUGAUGAUGAGCAUAGCAAUUGGAUGGAUAAUUUAUGGUUCGAGAGGAUGCAACACGAGUUUAAUUUUUCUAGGAGAUUCGAAGAUGAUGAUGAUGAUACUACCGUGGAUUUGAACCAAUUAAUGGAAUCAAAUCAGUCGUCUGACAAUGUGGACCAGAGUACUUUUUCAGUUUGGGAUAUGGGUUGUGAAGACAAAGACAUAUAUAUGUCCGAUCAUUAA
Molecule: messenger RNA, 1017 nt
Organism: Eruca vesicaria subsp. sativa (arugula)
Lineage: Eukaryota; Viridiplantae; Streptophyta; Magnoliopsida; Brassicales; Brassicaceae
Source: the annotation of a GenBank genome assembly